AUGUACGAGCCUGUAUUUGCCAGUCAUGCUCCCUCCGUGGGGUGCAUAGAUAUUACUAAUGCGUCCAUCCUGAUCGACAAGGAAGACUUCGAAGGUAUUCAUAUCGCCGCUGAGGCCCUCGCCGAGGACUUUGCGCGGGUAACGGGCAACGGUGCUUCCCCGAUCCUUUACGAUCGUAGCCAAGACUUCGAUACAGAGGUUGCGAUUGUUCUGGGCAGUAUCACUCGGUCGCCCACCAUCCAGAAACUGAUUCAGGAUGGCAAGCUUGACGUAACAGCGAUUGACGGGCAAUGGGAGUGCUACAUCACAACGGUUCUUCACGACGCUAUUCAAGGAGUGAAGAAGGCCCUUGUGAUUGCUGGGAGUGACAAACGAGGUGCAAUAUACGGCUUGUAUACGCUCUCCGACCAGAUUGGGGUUUCUCCAUGGUAUUGGUGGGCCGAUGUCCCCCCAAAGCAGAGCAGCGAGAUUUACGCCUUAAAUGUGGUCACAAAACAUGGUCCCCCGAGUGUGAAGUAUAGGGGAAUUUUCAUCAACGAUGAAGCUCCAUCCCUCACUGGCUGGGUGCACGAGAAGUAUGGGCCAAAGUUCAAUGUGAACUUUUAUAAGCGAGUCUUUGAACUCCUACUUCGACUCAAGGCGAACUUCCUGUGGCCUGCCAUGUGGUUCGGCUUUCCUCAUCCGGGAAGCAGCUUCUUCAUGGACGAUCCCUUGAAUCAGGAGACAGCUGAUAAAUAUGGUAUUGUGAUGUCCACCUCACACCAUGAGCCAAUGCAGAGGGCUAUGAAUGAAUGGUUCGACCAUCCGUAUUAUGAGCCGGAGAAAAGCUGGUCGUGGAGCAAGAACAAACCGAAGAUCACCAAGUAUUUCCAGGAAGGUGCUGAUCGAGCAAGGAAAUAUGAAAGCUAUAUCACGAUGGGCAUGCGAGGUCAUGGGGAUAGGGCCAUGGAUGCUGAAGACCCGUCCGCAGUGCUCAAGGAUGUUCUUUCCACCCAACGGUCUAUUAUCAAGAAUACCUACGGGGAGGAAGAUGCGGUACACCAAUUAAUGGCAUUGUACAAGGAAGUCCAGGAGUAUUACGAAAACGGGCUCCACAUCCCAGAGGACAUUACACUGCUGUUUGCUGAUGACAAUUUUGGAACUGUCCGCAGGUUACCAUCGGGUGACGAAUCGACAAGGCAUGGAGGAGCAGGUAUCUAUUACCAUCUGGAGUACGUCGGAGUUCCGAGAAGCUACAAGUGGCUGAAUAGCAACUCAUGUGCGAAGGUUUGGCAGCAGCUGGAACAAACGUACAAUCGAGGCGCCAAUGACAUCUGGAUCUUUAACGUGGGAGAUCUGAAGCCUAUGGAGGUCCCUUUAACCUUCGUUCUGACCCUGGCUUGGGAUGCGCGAAGUCUCCAAAUGAAUCAACUGCAGGAGUUUUUCUAUACCUUCGUGGAACAUACUUUUCAUCUUGGAUCUGCUGUGUCACAACAGUGCUCGGAAUUGCUGUUAAAGUAUGACCGGCUAGUCGCCCUUCGGAAGCAUGAGCACAUCGAACCAGAGACAUUCUCCCUCAUCCAUUAUGGGGAAGCGGAGGACAUUUUGCGACGUUGGGAAGAACUGUUGAGUCAAGCGGAAGAGCUAGAGAAAUCGAUUCCUGCGCCCAUGAUGCCGGCGUACUUUCAGCUCAUCCUUCAUCCGAUUAAAGCCAGUUGUAUCUAUGUCGCGCUCAGAGUUGCGCAGGCGAAAAAUCAACUUUUUGCAGUACAACGACGCAAUUCCGCGAACACUUGGGCAUAUGAGGCACUGCGCCUCUUCGAGGAGGAUUUUAACCUCAGCGAGGAAUAUCAUUCUCUUCUCAACGGGAAAUGGAAUCAUAUCAUGCGCCAGCCGCACUAUGGCUAUACACAAACAUGGCAUGCUCCGUCCCGAGACAUGAUCAGCGGCCUCUCUUUCGUACAAAACCGACAAGACUCAAACCCCGUCGUUGGCUGGAUUGGCGUCGCUGUCGACGGGCAUCCCGGUAUUCGACCAGGACUCACUAAUGAAGAAUCCGAUCGUACUCAUCCUAGCCGUCGCGAUCUUGUUGCCGGAGUGACCCUGCCCCCUAUGGAGCCUUAUGGUCCCAAGUCUCGCUACUUCGAGAUUUAUUGCAGAGGCACCAAGUCCGUAUCCUGGACUCUCACAUCAACGCACCGCUGGCUUACUCUCUCGCCAUCCUCAGGAACUAUCCAGCCAAAAGGUGGAGAUGAACGUGUGAAGAUAACUGUAGACUGGGAGAGAGUGCCUUCUCAAUUGGAUGACAUUUUGCUUGUCGACUUACGUUCUUCGCUGGGUGAUUACGAGCAGAUUCACAUCCCAGUCAGUAACCGAACGGUCUCUGCAGAUGCCACAGGGUUUGUCGAAGCAGAUGGCCAUGUCUCAAUCUACGCCACAUCGUUCAUAAAUUCUCCUUUAUCCGCAUAUCGUAUCCUUCCAUUCAUCGGUCGCACACCAACCGGUGGCGUUGCUCUGACUGCUGGCACUCCGGUAUCGCACUCAGAAUAUCUCCAAUACCCAUUCAUCACAUUCACACCAACGGCCGCAGCGACACUGAUCCUCGAAUUCACACUUACCUUAGACACUGAUACCAGUUUGCCUAUCACAUACGACAUUCAGCUCGAUGAUGGGGCUUUAGCCUCCCACCGAUUGGUACCCCAAGUAGAAAAGCCUGGCAAGCUCCCUGAUGGGUGGCAAGAGUCAGUCAUGGACAACAUUUGGACCCGCCGUCAUUCGGUAGAUCUUAGCCUUCCUGGCCUUCACAAGCUCCGCGUCCGACUUCAAACCGAGAACUGCGUCUUGGAGAAGAUCGUGGUGGAUCUUGGGGGUGUGCGUGAUAGUUAUCUUGGUCCACCGGAAAGCUUCUUUCAUCAAGGCAAGUAUAGGUAG
Messenger RNA from Aspergillus oryzae RIB40, 2910 nucleotides. RefSeq lists its product as uncharacterized. The transcript is spliced from 5 exons. NCBI's taxonomy places the organism in Eukaryota, Fungi, Ascomycota, Eurotiomycetes, Eurotiales, Aspergillaceae. Bases 1 to 2910 code for a protein of 969 amino acids. The record is from RefSeq and is a predicted model, not a curated record.